AUGAUCAUGGAGGAGAAGCUCAUCAACGAAGAGUACAAGAUCUGGAAGAAAAACAGUCCUUUUCUUUAUGAUCUGGUAGUUACUCAUGCUCUUGAAUGGCCUACCUUGACCUGCCAGUGGUUUCCUGAUGUUGAACGGCCCGAAGGAAAGGACUAUGUUCUGCAUAGACUUCUUAUUGGAACACAUACCUCUGAAGGUGCACAAAAUUACUUGCAGAUCGCUCAAGUUCAACUCCCUAAUGAGAAUGUUGAAGUAAAUGGACAAAGCAACGACCAUGAACGUGGUGAUGCUGGCGGCUACGGUGGUGCUGAUUGCAAAAUCAAUAUUAUUCAAAAGAUCAAUCACGAUGGCGAAGUCAACAGAGCAAGGUAUAUGCCUCAAAACCCAGAUAUUAUUGCUACUCGCACUUGCAUGGGUCCUGUCUAUAUUUUUGAUCGCACAAAGCAUACAUCGACUCCAAGUUCUGAUGGUAUCUGCAAUCCAGAAAUCAAACUUGUCAGUCAUACCAAAGAAGGUUAUGGCAUGUCAUGGCAUUCUCGUCGCGAGGGUGACCUGCUCACUGCUUCUGAAGACACUACUAUUUGCUCUUGGGAUAUCCGCAAGUUUUCUAAAGAUAGGAAAACCAUGGAUCCAGUUCGAAAAUACACUGCGCAUACUGCUUGGGUUGAAGACGUUGCUUGGUCUGAGCUGAUCGAAUCUGUAUUUGCCUCUGUGGGUGAUGAUAGAAAAAUGAUGAUGCAAGUACCAUGUUUUUGUAUGCAGAUAUUGAUCUGGGACACACGCUCAGCCUCCUCCAGCAAGGCAUCAUUUUGUGUUGAUACUCAUUCUGCUGAAAUCAACUGUGUUGCAUUCAACCCAAAGAACGAACAUCUUCUUGCCACAGGUUCUGCCGACAAGACUGUGGCUUUGUGGGAUAUGCGCAAUCUACAACAUCGUCUGCACUCAUUCGAGUCUCACCAGGACGAAAUAUUGCAGCUUGCUUGGUCUCCUCAUAACGAAACCAUUCUUGCCAGUUCCAGUGGCGACAGAAGAUUGAAUAUUUGGGAUCUUAGCCGUAUUGGCGAGGAGCAAUCUCCAGAAGAUGCUGAGGAUGGACCACCAGAACUUCUCUUUGUACAUGGUGGCCAUACCAACAAAAUCUCAGACUUUAGCUGGAAUUCUAACGAUCCAUGGGUUCUAUGCAGUGUGGCAGAAGACAAUAUAUGUCAAGUGUGGCAGAUGGUAAUGGGUGUUUUUUGA
Molecule: messenger RNA, 1239 nt
Organism: Batrachochytrium dendrobatidis JAM81
Lineage: Eukaryota; Fungi; Chytridiomycota; Chytridiomycetes; Rhizophydiales
Exons: 9
Coding region: 1-1239 (412 amino acids)
Biological process (GO): regulation of DNA-templated transcription; chromatin remodeling
Cellular component (GO): cytoplasm; Rpd3L-Expanded complex; nucleus
Molecular function (GO): nucleosome binding; histone binding
Source: RefSeq, a predicted model, not a curated record